AUGAGUGCUAGGACAGGGCCCUUCACCUGCCUGGUGAUUUGUGUCUCUCCUAGGAUUACAGACUUAUGGACAAACUCCCACGUAUAUAGUAGAUCAACAAGAAAGGUUUUGGAGUCAAAUGAAGAAUCAGGCCAUAUUAUUCUCACCAUUGUUGUAUCUGGCCAUUUAUUCAUUUCCCAAAGACGGGCGGUACAGGAAGGCUUUUCAUUAAUUGAUGCUCAUAAAUGGUUGAAGAUAGUAAGAAGGGCAGAUUGUCUGUUGUUUGGUUCAAAGUUGAAAAAUGAAUGCCGCAUGUUUCGUGUUCAGUUUGGUGGAAAUUCAAAAGAGCAUGCACUGGAACACUGCUAUAAUUGUGUGCAGAAACUUGCAGACUACGUAACAGUUCAGACAACAGAUGAACAAAGCCGAGAGCUGCAUCAAGGUCCUAAUCAGCUGGCUAACAGUGAAAGUCAAGUGAAGGACUCUGAACAAAAUACAUCAGUGCUGCAUGGACCACAUCAGAUUAUAGAUAAACCUCCAGCUCAGUUAUGCACAAGCUUUCCAGAGAGACGGAGAUCGGUGACAGAGUUAGCACAGUCUGUGCUGAAAUCGUCAACAUUUGCGCUCCCCCUGGCAUAUCAGCAUUCUGUGUGGAGUGCUGAUGAAUUAGGGCCUUUUAUUCGCCUAUGUCUCAUGGAUCAGAACUUCCCAGCAUUUGUGGAAGAAGUGGAGAAGGAGUUGAAAAAACUGACAGAAGGUUGAGAAAAGUUAAUACUGUAUUUCAGGUAAUAAGUUAAGUGGACACAAAUUUGAGAGUAUUUUUUUGUCAGUGUUUUAUUUUUAAAAACAGGUGAAUCCACUUUUUAUACAUCAUUGCACAUCAACAAAUACACAGAACACAAGUUCAUGCAUCUACAUUUAUGCACGGCAUGUGAACGCUGUUAGGUCUGUAAUUCUACAAUCAAUCUUCAAAUCAACAUGAGAAAUUACAGUGUCAAACUUAAGAAUAUAUCUAGUUGCAUAGAAUAUCACCAUGCUGUAACAUUUCAACAUCAUUUAAAACAAAAGUAAAUUAUAAAAGUUUGCCUGAAUUGAAUGUACAAGAAUAUGUUGAACACAUCAGUGCAAAAGGAUUUGAGAAUUUACAUGAUUUAACCAAAAAAAAAACCCCACUUAAAAAGCAAUCUCAUAUAUAUAUAUAUAUAUUUAUAAACUGAAGUUUUUACUACAAUUAAUCAACACAGACUGUUCCAGCUUUCAAAGUCUUUGAUUAUAGGACACCCAAAAUCUUUCUAUAUUGGUUAAGCCCUUAAAAUAAAUUCAAUUUAUAUUACUCCUCUAAGUACCAGAACAGUAUAAUUCUCUCAUCUCUCAGACAUACAAUAUAAGGAAUGAAUAUCAGCAGCUUAAAAAUGAAACACUUACUGUAUUUUGGUUUUCCUCUUCCCAAAAAA
Molecule: messenger RNA, 1433 nt
Organism: Pelodiscus sinensis (Chinese soft-shelled turtle)
Lineage: Eukaryota; Metazoa; Chordata; Testudines; Trionychidae
Source: RefSeq, a predicted model, not a curated record